Aspergillus melleus is the source of this 4623-nucleotide messenger RNA. RefSeq lists its product as uncharacterized. The record is from RefSeq and is a predicted model, not a curated record. Gene Ontology annotation, biological process: mitotic cell cycle. The transcript has 2 exons. Bases 1 to 4623 code for a protein of 1540 amino acids. Lineage: Eukaryota; Fungi; Ascomycota; Eurotiomycetes; Eurotiales; Aspergillaceae.
AUGGCUCGAGCAGCUGUCAUCCCGAAGUCGUCGCCCCCUAAACGGGCCACGCGCACCACAGCGAAACGAACCACUACGUCAACGACGACGACAACAACAACCAGCAAGACCACGAAACCAGCACCCACCAAGUCAGCAACGCGAACGACGACAAAGGGCAAGGCCCCUACAUCGGCUACCGAAGCCAGGAAACGGGGCGUGCGAACCGCAGCGGCGGCGAGUAACCCGGUCGAGGAUAGCUCGGAUGAUGGAACCGAUGAUGAACUUGGAGACGUGGACACUAAGCCGAAGAGUUCUACGACGAGGACGAAAGCGAAGUCGUCUGCUCCUACAACUACAACGGCUGGUCGUGGUAGGCGGACGGCCACGACUGCCACGCCCGAGGUAGAGAGUGACGAGGAUGAGGAUGAACUUGCUCAGACUGAGGCCCCUAAGAAACGUGCUGGACGGCCAAAAGCUAGGUCUGCUGAGCCUGCCGAGAAGCCUACAGCUGCGCCUAAGACGAGGGGAAGACCCAAGGGCAGCGGAAAGACAAACGCGACUACUGGCAAAGAAGGCACACAGAGGAAGACGCGAACGCAGACGAGUGUCGAGCCUGAGCUUGAGGCUGAGUCUGGAGUCGAGCAGGCCCCGAAGGAAAUCUUUAUCACAACGAAUUCUUCCAGCAUGCGAUCGAAUAUACUACGUGGUCCGGCCAAGAAGAAGAAGGUCACUUUCCGUGACCCGGAUUCGGAGGAGGAUAUGAGUGAGCCCAUCCCUCCCCCUGCCGGGCGGAGAAGGGCUGCUACACCUGCGAAGAAGGGCGGUCUUGCAGCCAAGCCUGUUCGUAACUCUCCUGCAGCUUCCGGUCGGGGCCGUAAACCGGCAGCCGCCAAAAAGGGUACUUCGAAGCCUCUCUCGCCCAAGAAAGCAACGCAAGUUGCCAAGUCGAUCUCGUCGUAUGCCAGCUCGGAUGGCGAAGAGGACGAAUUGAGCGUCGCCAAAAGCCCCGUCAGGAUUACUGUCGACUCUCCCACAAAACACGGAUCAACAAAGACUGGACUAAGCUCCCCGGUAAAACGAAUCAACUUUGCUUCCGCCUCGCCUAAGAAGAAAGUCGACGAAAAUGGAGAGCCGACUGCUCACCUGCCCAUGCCGAUGGAUUUCAGCGAGUCUCUUUUUAUGUCUAGUCCCGCUCGCCGCCCUACCCCAUCGCCUUUCAAUUUCACAAUGAGGGAGACUCCUAGACGUGGUGGUUUCACCGUGCGAGAGGAUAUGAAGGCUUCCAAUCAGCAGGAUUCGACACCAACCAAGAGCUCGCCACUUAAAGCGUCGCCUAAGAAGGCUAAGCUGGAGACACCGAGACGUGGUAAUCUGAACUUUCUCGGUGAUAGCGGACCCCUAUCUCAGCCUAACUUUACCCCCGGACACACCUCUCCCCUGAAAUCUUCGCCUAAGAAAGGUCUUUUCAGUAUCUCGCUUCCCUCACAGCCUGCGCCGCCUGUAUCAUCAACCCCGCUGAAGUCCAUGAGCCUGCUGCAGAGCCCCGCAAAGAGAAUAGCUUCUCCGUUCAAGAGUUCUUUGAUGAGAAAGUCGCCUUUAGCUGAAGAUCGUGAAUCGGAAGAUGAAGAUCACGCAGAAAGCUAUACGCCAACUCAAAGCCCUCCAAAACACGUGGAUUUCGACGAAAUGGACGACAUAAAAACGGAGGAUGACGACCAUGUCGAUGCUGCUGAAUUUGAAGAAGCGGAAGGCAGCCUCCCUGCUGAGAAUCGAAUGGGGACUCAGCCAGAGACAGAAAAUCACGCUGAAGCCGAAGCUUCUGAAGUCUCUGACGAUGAGCCUGAAGAGCAACCCCAGGAGUACCCCUCCGAUCACGUCGAUGACCAUGACUCAGCAAUCCCUAAUGCUCAUGAAGACCCGAUGGACCCAUUAGAGCUCCAGGCUCAAGAGUCUGCAAGCGAGCAUGAUUUCGAAGAGGAAAAUGUGGACUCUGAAGCUGGAGAAGAUAAUCAGGAGGAGGAAGUUGAACAAAACGUUGAAUCGCACAACAACAGCCAUCCUGAAGAUACCCAGCCAGUCUUUGAAUCCCAUGAGGAGAAGCGGGAGAGCCUCGCAAACGGUAAUAUUGAGAAUGUUGAAGAUGAGGAUGAGAUUGCUCAUGUGGAAGAGAAAGCGCAUGAUGCUGAGGAGGAUAAAGACCUCGUUUCUGAACAAGACCAUGAAACAGCUCAUCUGACGGAGCCAGAGCAAGCUCAAGAAGACACUGUCGAAAAAACGCCAGAACGUUCAAUCAUCAGAGAGGAGGCUACUUCCACAGGCCGACGCAGCCUUAUUGAAGGCCUUGAAGACGUCUUUGUCGACGCGCCCCUUCCUGCCGGUCAGCUUACUGAAGACCUUGACUCCAUGAGCGGUGAUGACAUGUCAGUAGCUGGGGGCGAGGAGGUCGAUAUGGCUGAACCAAACAAUCAGUACGACGAGGAUUAUUACGAUGUUGGCGAUGAUUAUGUAUUCGAUGAUGACGAGGAGACCAUCGUGGCAUUUGAAAUGACUGGACAGCAACAGAUGUUCGAUGCACCUGACAUUGCCCACGAACAACCGCAAGAUACUGCUCCACGUCAAGUUGAAGAUCAGGCUCCACAAAGUCCAGUGGAAUCGAUUGAGCAACAAAUGACCCAAGCGCCUAUUAAUGACGAGAAUAUUAUACAGGAAAGCGCUUCUCGUGAAGUGGAGAACCGCCCUUCGUCCCCAUCCCUACGGAAUGUGGAGAGCUACCGCGAGGAGAAGGAUGAGAUGGACUCGAACGCAGAUGAUUCGUCUGAUUCCGAGCCCAGUGCUGAGGGAAGCAUACAUGCCACCAAGAAUGCUAGCCCCCAAGUACAAUUCCAGCCGGAGCACCAGUCUCCUGCCCCGGCUACCGAAGCACCGCGUGGUAACCGCCCACGGUUCACGCUAUUGGCCGAUCAACUCAGCGGAUGGAGGGCCAGCAGCCCCCAGAAGGCUGAGCCCAGACGCUCGAAACGGAGAGGUGUUUUCUCUCUUGGUGGAGGACUGAGAAGGUCCAGCGGUGUUCCGCGUGCUUCCCGUCUGUCUGGGCAGGUGUCUUAUCCUGAUAUCACUGCCCACGAAGACAAUCUAGCCCUCGAAUCUUCCCAUCAGGAGAACAACGUUGAGGAUCAGAAUAUUACGUCUCAUGCUGAUAUGAUGCCCGAAUCGGAAGCAAUUCAAGAUAACGCCCAGGAAAUCCAGCCCUCCAUCGAACAGCCCAACUUUGAGAUUUUCAGUGACCCGGAACCCGAAGUUGUCCAUACUGAAGCAGUUGAUGAAACCAACUCUUCCGACCCGGUGCUGGCUUCUUCAAACGAGGAUAAGGACUCAACGAAGCCUGCAUCUCCCGCCCAAGAGGCUUCAUUCGAGUAUGAUGACAACAAAGAGAACGAUGAUAUCCCUCUUCCUGGGCCGGUGACUCCGAUGAAAAACCGGAGCAACCAGCUGCAGACCGUUCAUACGGUAUCAAAGGUGCCUCUGAAGGGAGAAGGACAGAUUUCUCCCUUGAAAGUAUCUCGAAAAAGAGGCCUGUCGAUGGGCACCUCGCCUACUCGGUCCUCUUCCAGGAUCCGCAAGUCUCUGGGUCCUCUGUCACCGGCAUCCCUGCGCCCACCUCCCAAGCUACCCCGUCUUCAGCAAGACACAAUUCCCAAGCUGCAACCGAACACGUCCCGACGGAGGAGCUCCAUGGGCCAACAGCCCAGAAGUGUCGCUAAACCUUCGCGUACCUCUAGCCCGGCGAAGAGUUCCCGGAAGAGUAUCAGCGCGACCAACUUGGCCCUGCAGGGGGCUGUCGUGUUUGUUGAUGUCCAUACUACGGAAGGAGAGGAUGCCAGCGGUAUCUUCAUCGAGCUUCUGCAGCAAAUGGGGGCUCGGUGCGUCAAAAACUGGUCGUGGAACCCUCGUGCCAGUGUUUCGCCGGACGAGGACGCUCAAACCAAGGAAGGCCGAGUGGGUAUAACCCACGUCGUCUACAAAGAUGGAGGAGUUCGGACUCUGGAGAAGGUCAGACAUGCGCGAGGCCUGGUGAAGUGCGUUGGAGUUGGUUGGGUUCUUGACUGCGAGCGAGAAGGCAAAUGGCUCGACGAAGCCCACUACGCGGUUGACAGCUCCAUCAUCCCUCGUGGCGGCGCCAAACGGAGAAAGAGCAUGGAGCCUCGGGCCCUCAGCAACGUCAACGGAACCCUGGUCACAAGCACCGCCGCUGCCAACAGCAGACGAUCUGGCGCCGACUGGAACACCGUGGAAGAGUUCAAGCGCCACACCCCUACUCCUCCUCUCGAGGAGCCUUCCACGCCGACCAACAACCGCAAGUACGACGCCGAUAUCAACGAGCGCUACUUCCAGACCCCGAAGACGCCCGGCUACGGCUUCAACAUCGACAACAUCGGCAUGUCCCCGGCUACUCCGUACUACCUUUCUCAGAGGAACAAGCUCGUGCAGCAGACUUGUCCUCCGAAACAGCUUCAGCAGGGCCUUUUUGAGAGAGCGGGCCCAUCCGAGCAGCCUUCUCAGAAACUGCGGACGAAGCUGGAAGCCGCGAGGAGGAAGAGUUUGGCGUAUAAGCCUAGAGUUGGGAGUCCAUUGAUUGAGUGA